CAACAUCCCCACCUGACCCCCACUAGCACUUGAAGAAGUCUUCUUCUUGUCUGUGUUAAUGGGUGAAUAACAUACAACGUCUGCAGCACAAACACCAGUCCGGCCGUAGGAGUAUUUAUGAUGAUCCAAGACAAGAAGAGAUCUUGCAGAAAUAUGAGUGAUCAUCAUCUCUAAAUCUGACCCCACAACCACCACCAGCCAUGCUGCUGUCUAUUCAUUCUGCCAGCUGCCUCAGAUUCUUAUUUCCAAUCCUCCUCCUCCUGUUUCUCCUCCUCGGUGGUUCCUGCCAUGCUGCUUGCAAUCAGGUGGAUGAAACCUCUCUCGUCUUCUUCUCCCAAGAAAUCAGUUUCUCCAACUGGUCUAGCUCUACCUCACCACAACAAGACUGCUGCCUCUGGGAAGGGAUCAAUUGCGAUGAUAAUGGGCGGGUAGUGACUCUGUCACUCCCCUUUAAGAAGCUCCGAGGAUCCAUUCAUCCCUCCAUAGCAAACCUCACCCAUCUCACCCAUCUCAAUCUCUCCAACAACGCCUUUUCCGGCCCUCUGCCGUCUACUUUCUUCACCUCCUUGAAUCAGCUGCAGACCAUUGACUUGAGCUCCAACCGUCUGUCCGGAGAAUUGCCCGGGAGCCUCUCUGUCACUGUCAGAACACUGGAUAUCUCCAACAACCAUUUCAACGGCACUGUCCACUCUUCAUUCCUAUCGAAUGCCCUCAGGCUGGAGAGUUUGAAUGUGAGUAACAACGUCUUCUCCGGUCCCAUUCCUUCCUCAAUCUGCACCUAUUCACCCUCCCUCCUGCGCCUUGAUUUCUCCUACAAUGACUUUCAUGGCCAGAUUCCCCUCCAGCUUGGGGACUGUCCUAAACUCGAGGCUCUAAGAGCGGGUUUCAAUAAUCUUUCAGGACAGCUUCCUCCCCUCAUCUACACCGCUUUCUCACUGCAGGAGAUUUUUCUAGCCGGCAAUAAGCUGACUGGAUCGAUUGAAGAUGGAAUUACUAAACUUAGUAACCUAAGAAUCCUAUCUCUCUAUGCUAACCAAUUGACAGGAAUGAUCCCUCGGGGUAUCGGAAAUCUAGAGUCAUUGGAACAGUUGCAGCUUCACAUCAACAGCCUAAAUGGGACUCUGCCUCCAUCUCUGAUGAAUUGCACAAGUCUCCAGAUGAUGAUUUUACGUGUUAACUUGUUGUCUGGUGAGCUCUCCUCUCUCAAUUUCUCCAAGCUCGUUAACCUCAGCAUAAUUGACCUUGGGAACAACAACUUCUCCGGUGAAUUGCCAUCAAGCCUUUACUUGUGCAAGUCGCUGAUUGCAAUUCGACUAGGACUUAAUCAAUUAAGUGGACAGAUCUUGCCUGAGAUCCGCACAUUACCAUCCCUCUCAUUCCUUUCCAUUUCCAACAACAGCCUAUCCAAUGUCACAGGGGCAAUUCAGAUCUUGAUGGGUUGUAAGAACCUUCGCGCCAUCAUUUUCUCAUUGAACUUCUAUGGUGAGGCACUACCGGAGGCUGAAGACACGAUACAGCCUGAUGGAUUUCAAAACCUUCAGAUCCUUGGUCUGGGCGGUUGCAACUUGAGCGGUAGCAUUCCCAAAUGGCUGGUUCACCUAAGGAAUCUACAGGUUCUUGACCUUUCUUUAAAUAGAAUGAAGGGGUCAGUUCCCGCUUGGUUUGGAAAUAUGUCAUACCUCUUUUACUUGGACUUGUCCGUAAACCUCCUCUUGGGAGAUUUUCCAAAACAACUAAUUCAACUGCCAGCACUGACAUCAAGAGACGUUGCAGACCAGUUAGAUAGUGCUAACUUAGAGUUGCCCAUUUACGUAGCAGCCGAUAAUCAAUACAACCAGCUUGCCAGCCUGCCAUCAGCAAUAUACCUCAAAAACAACAGCUUCAGCGGAAAUAUCCCAAUAGAAAUAGGCCAGCUAAAAUAUAUACAGGUCCUUGAUCUCAGUUGCAACAAUUUCGACGGCUCUAUUCCUGACCAACUAUCUAAUCUUACCAAGUUAGAGAAGCUGGACCUUUCUGGAAACAAUCUUACAGGUGAAAUUCCUGCAUCACUCAGACAACUUCACUUCCUGUCUUCUUUUAGUGUUGCAAACAACAGUCUUCAUGGUCCAAUACCAACAGGGGGGCAGUUUGACACCUUUACCAAUUCCAGCUAUGAAGGGAAUGCGGGGUUGUGUGGUCCAAUGACUCCGCGAAAUUGUACUAGUAGCUCAAGGACAGUACGUCCUUCUGUGCAUAAAAGACCAAAUAAGAAACUCAUUAUUGGCCUUAUCCUUGGAAUUUGUUUUGGCAUUGGUAUCACUCUCACUGUUGUAGCAUUAUGGAUAUUGUCGAGAAGGCAAAUCCUUCCACCAAGUGACCCUCAUAAGAUUGAUUUGGAUACAGCCUCCUUUAAUUCUCAUUCAGCAAUAUCUACCGAAUUUGGGAAGGAUACCAGCGUUGUGAUUUUGUUUCCAAACAAUACAAAUGAGAUCAAAGAUCUUACAAUAUCUGAGAUUUUGAAGGCCACUGAGAAUUUCAGUCAAGCCAACAUUGUUGGAUGUGGAGGUUUUGGUUUGGUAUAUAAAGCGACUUUAGCUAAUGGUACCAAUCUAGCCGUUAAAAAACUUUCUGGAGAUAUGGGUUUGAUGGAGAGGGAAUUUAAAGCAGAAGUAGAAGCUCUAUCCACAGCUCAGCACAAAAAUUUGGUUUCCUUGCAAGGUUAUUGUGUACAUGAGGGCUUUCGGUUACUUAUAUAUUCCUUCAUGAAAAAUGGGAGUCUGGACUACUGGUUGCAUGAGAAGACUGACGGAGCAUCCCAACUUAAUUGGCCCACUCGACUGCAGAUUGCACGAGGGGCGAGUUGUGGGCUGGCAUAUAUGCACCUGAUCUGUGAACCGCAUAUUGUGCAUCGUGACAUAAAGUCCAGUAACAUCCUUCUUGAUGACAAGUUUGAAGCUCACGUGGCAGAUUUUGGGUUGUCCAGAUUGAUUCUUCCAUAUCAUACUCAUGUCACCACAGAGCUAGUAGGAACCUUAGGUUAUAUUCCCCCUGAGUAUGGCCAAGCAUGGAUAGCUACCUUGAGAGGUGACAUGUACAGUUUUGGUGUAGUCAUGCUUGAAUUGCUUACUGGUAAAAGGCCUGUUGAAAUAUUCAAACCCAAGGUGUCCAGGGAGUUAGUAGUAUGGGUCCAACAACUAAGAAGUGAAGAUAGACAAGAAGAAAUCUUUGAUCCUGUCCUCAGAGGCAAGGGCUAUGAACACCAAAUGCUUCAGGUGCUUGAUAUGGCCUGCAUGUGUGUAAAUAGAAAUCCUUUCAAGAGACCUACCAUUAGAGAAGUAGUUGAUUGCCUCAAGGAUGUAGGAUCCAAUUCACUGACGGGACAAUAACAGCAAUAGCAUAUGUGCAUAUAUUUGAAUCUAAAGUGUUGUUAUUGCAGAUUAUAUAAUCAAUACACCAGUAAGAUACAUCUUUUUGCUGA
Daucus carota subsp. sativus is the source of this 3457-nucleotide messenger RNA. Its product is annotated as tyrosine-sulfated glycopeptide receptor 1. The coding region runs from base 201 to 3365 and encodes 1054 amino acids. Gene Ontology annotation, molecular function: protein binding; ATP binding; protein kinase activity. The record is from RefSeq and is a predicted model, not a curated record. The transcript has a single exon. NCBI's taxonomy places the organism in Eukaryota, Viridiplantae, Streptophyta, Magnoliopsida, Apiales, Apiaceae. Gene Ontology annotation, biological process: protein phosphorylation.